This is a messenger RNA of Contarinia nasturtii (swede midge), 654 nucleotides long. RefSeq lists its product as uncharacterized. The record is from RefSeq and is a predicted model, not a curated record. The transcript is spliced from 2 exons. Bases 101 to 535 code for a protein of 144 amino acids. NCBI's taxonomy places the organism in Eukaryota, Metazoa, Arthropoda, Insecta, Diptera, Cecidomyiidae.
AUUUAUGACAUUUGUAGAAAAAAUAAUCGAAGUUGUGAAAUGCAUGCGACUUUGAAAUUUUUCCGAAUAAACGAAAUCUUUUAGAACAUUUUCAGUGAAAAUGAAUCGUGUUUCGAAGCUUUCGUUUACGGGAUUUAGUCGAUAUCUUUUGAGCGUAAAAAAUGUGCGAAAUGUUGUGCCAGUUCGAUAUUUUAAAAAGAAAAGCGAAAGCGAUGCUAUAAAAAGCGAUAAACCGAUGGACUUUUUUGGCACAUCAGCUGAGAGAGUUCGCGUUACACCAGCUCCACCCGAAAGACCAAAAUAUUCAGCAGAAAUUGUGACGAUCAGUCUGGCUAGUUUUCUAGUGUAUUUCUGCAUUUUGCGAGAAGAAAAUGAUAUCGAUGAAGCGCUCGGUCGGGAUUUAUACGAUUAUUUCGGCGAGGAAGGAUCUCGAUUGAAAAAAGCAUACGAUUAUAAUAUUGAACAUGGAUUACCAACCGCUGAAAUUCUCGAUCGAUUACGUGAAAUUGGCGCACCAGUGCCACCACGCAAAUAGAUUUUCCACAAAUCCUUAGAAUUUAUAUAAAAAACAAAGAAAUGUGAAGGUGAAGAGAAAAAUGCACAUAUUGUAAAGCAAACAAAUUUCAAUAAAAGCGUUUAGUAAUAAAGUAAAAA